UGCGUAUCAAAUAAACAUGGAAGUUGAAGCUUUCCAGAGACUGGACCCAGAAAAUUUCUACAGGAGAUUUGUGAAGAAUGGGGUCAGGCCAGACGGAAGGGAGCUCCGUGCAGUGAGACCGAUUUCUGUGGAUGUUGGAGUGCUCUCGGAGGAACGGGUGCAGGCGUCCGCCUUGGUCGGCCUUGGAUCCACCAAAGUGCUCGCUGGGAUAUCGCUGCAAGUCGGUCACCCCAGCGAGAACACACCAAUGUGUGGAAUGCUUGAUGUGGAGGUCAAGCUGACCCCCUUGUCUUCGUCCAAGUUCAGUUCAGGGCGGCCAUCGGAGCAGGCGCACGUAUUGUCGACUUUUGUGAAGAACUCCAUCGUCGAGUCGGGAGCGCUUGUGUUGACAGAUCUUGCCAUCGACGACGGCGCUUUCGCAUGGAAGCUGUGCAUGGACAUCGUCUGCUUGAGUUUUGACGGGAAUCUGGCAGACGCUACGCUGAUUGCAGCUAUGGGAGCUCUCAUGCGCCUGCAACUCCCAGGAACCCGUCGCAUCGACGACGAGAUUUUCGUCACGGAGGACACACCAACCCAAUUGGUGGUGCGGGAAGUUCCGGUGCCGUUGACGUGCGGUGUGUUCGACGGGAUUAUUAUUGCGGAUCCCUCCUUGCUGGAGGAGGAACUUUUGACAACGCACGUGACUGUGGUAUCAACUUCGGAGGGGAAGGUGUGCGGGGUUCACAAACCUGGAGGUAGCUGUGCAUCAGGGAAACAGCUCAAUGAAUGUCUCCAGCUCUGCCAGCAACAUGCGAAGCAAUUGACGCAGACCCUUGCGGCUGCCGUUCGGAUACAGUCGUGAUCAGUCGCUUCACGCCUUGCCAGAGGAGGCGUUCGAAGGUGGUGGCACUGGCGUGGUUAUUGCGGCCGAUUUUUACUUCAUGCGG
Molecule: messenger RNA, 926 nt
Organism: Ectocarpus siliculosus
Lineage: Eukaryota; Phaeophyceae; Ectocarpales; Ectocarpaceae
Source: the annotation of a GenBank genome assembly